Messenger RNA from Echinostoma caproni, 327 nucleotides. The record is from the annotation of a GenBank genome assembly. NCBI's taxonomy places the organism in Eukaryota, Metazoa, Platyhelminthes, Trematoda, Plagiorchiida, Echinostomatidae.
AUGAAACUCCGCAAAGCCCUCUGGCGGUCGGCCGGAGUGUCAAAACCUGCGAUCAUGGCGUCCCUUGCGGUGGCGCACUACAUCUUCCCCGGGCCUCUUCGCACCGCUUCCAAUAUCGCCCGCGCCCGGCCCUUGAGAAGCGCUCGGAAGGCCAUUAACCUACCCCGGUCCGACCGUAUUCCCGCCAGCUUCGCGACGUCCUCCAACUCUUCCAGGAACGUCCACGCAUCUCCAUCCUCGAAAGCAUCAAGCCACGGCACUUACAACCAUAUCCUGGCAACGGCACCCGUCAUUAUAAUUCCAGAAGGCGGUGCUGGUCGAGGAUAA